UUCCAACUAGUUCACCUGUUAGCAGUGCUGAGAGCUUUGGAGGUUGGAUGAAGGGAGCAUUUAUCACGGAUUUCUUAUUCUUGUCUGACGUUGUGUCGGUGUAAACUAAUAGCAUUAAUUCUGCGGAAUAGCCUACGUGCCAAAUCGGCAUUGCGACCAGAUAAGCUAUGUCUCUGCUUGCGAAACGGCACCUGUUUUCGUGGUUGUUCGUCGCGUCGAGUCUACAGGUAUCGAGUUUACAUUUCGCACAGGCAACAUACAUAUGCACAGCAUAUCUCAACGUAUCUUUUGUUGCCCCACAAAGCAACGAAACUAUCUGGCGAUACGAAGAAAUCGGACUAUACGGACAAGACUCGCCAAAGGCGUCUGUAGUUGGAGACGUAUACUUUCCAGACCCAAUAUACGGUUGUAGCGAAGGCACUGUUUAUAACAUUCCCAACGGAUCCAAAGGCUGGAUAGCCCUCAUACAACGUGGAAAUGGGUGCACAUUUUCAGAGAAAAUCAACGUCGCGGCCAGCAAAGGAGCAAUUGGAGCAGUUAUAUUUAACAAUGUUGGCAGUGAUAACCGGGUCAUACAAAUGUCCCAUCCAGGCACGGGUGACACAGUGGCCGUUAUGAUCGGACACCUCCGUGGGAUGGAGAUGGUGCGUCUGCUGAGUGAGGGCGUCCCGCUCACCUUGUCCAUCGAGGUGGGCAAGCAGCACGGGCCCUGGAUGAGCCACUACUCCGUCUUCUUCGUGUCCAUCUCCUUCUUCGUGGUCACCGCGGCGACCGUGGGCUACUUCAUCUUCUACUCGGCCCGGCGACUCAACACUGUCCGGCUGCAGAACCGCAAACAGAAGCAGCUGAAGGCCGAAGCAAAGAAGGCGAUUGGUCAGCUGCAAGUCCGCACACUCAAACAGGGAGAUGAGGAGACGGGGCCAGACGCAGACACCUGUGCAGUUUGCAUCGAUGCGUACAAGGCCGGAGAUGUGCUCUCCAUUCUCACGUGCAAUCAUUUGUUCCAUAAGCAGUGCAUUGAGCCUUGGUUACUGGAACACAGAACGUGUCCGAUGUGCAAGUGCGACAUCCUCAAGGCCCUGGGAGUGGAGCCUGACAUAGAGGAGCCGCCCCAGGAGAUCACCGUGCCUCCAGAGAUGUUCUCAUUUCCCAACGUGACCGAAGACACUCGCAGUGAGACGGCCUCGUCCGGCUACGCCUCCAUCCAGGGCUUGGAGCACCACAGCCCAGUGGAGGACACUCCACACUCCAGCCCUGAGUCCAUCCCUGACCUUGCAUCAGUUCAAGUGGACGUCCAGCCACAUUACGACAACCUUGCCUUUGAGAGCGAUAGCCAGAGAGACCCCAGAACAUGAGUGCCGAAUAUGCAACCACACACACACACACACACACACACACACACACACACACACACACACACAAAUUCACACACAGUCACAUCCAAGUCUCCUUUGAUCUUUUGGACUUAGUUAAACUCAGGUUGGCCUAACUCUAUCUAUGCAUAUCAUUGCAAUCCCCACCCCACCCCUCUUCUCCACACAUACACACACACACACACACAAACACACAAACAAAGGCUAAUUUAGCAGGAGUGGUAUCUAUGCAUAUUAGUUUUCAUUAUUUUGAUAUCAAAUCUCUGCAGAGUAUCUCUGCUUCAGGCCAGGACAGGCUGGCCAUCAGAACACUGUAAUUGUAUGUAAUGUAAGUAAUUUGAAUCUGUAGGUUAGUUAUUUGAUUGUCUGUCAUCAAUCAUUGUGUCUUAAGCUAUGUGUUUUAAUAGCUGAAAUUCCUCUAUGCCGAUAGGACAGUUUUCUGUGUGUUUUAACAGUACCAGUGAUGGAUCAUGAGAUCUCAGACCACAAGCCAGACAUUUUCUUUGUUGCUUUGCUAUCUUCUCUUUUAAAUGUACAUUUUGUGUGAGUGUGUGUGUAUAUAUUGAGUGUAUGGGAUUGUCCAUGUAUGUGUGUUUGUGUUUGAGAGAGAGAGAGAGAGAGGAGAGAGAGAGCAGAAGAGAGAGAGAGUGGAUGCAGUAGUAUGAAUGAAGCUUUAUUUUUUUAGCAGAAGGAUGGCAUUCAGAGAGGCUUUUGGACACAGUUUAGUACUUUUUUCUACGUUUGUACAGAGUGCAUUCCAGAGCAGCGUGUGUGUAAACAAGGCCUUAUCACUUUCUGCCUGAAAAUACGGACAUCAGUUCACAUGUCCCUGUUUAAAAAAUACCUGUAGUGCUCCAUCUGCUGUCUGUGUGUAAAACUGUCAGCUGUACCUUCGCCAGUGGCAAACGCAAGUGCAUGUGUGAGACCACAGUAUGUUCCUUUUUUUUUUAAAUGAAAAUGGGUGUUAUGUAACAUCUCAAAGAAAAUUGUUGUGCUUUUUUCAUUUUAUUGGUUAUCAUGUUCUUGAAUAGUUUGUUGAUUCCUCUUUCAUGUAGGUGAACCUGUGUGAAAAAAAAUAAUCAUGUCAUUGAGUGAUUACCAUUGUAAAUGUUGUGAAACCCCUACUUUUAUACAGGGAUAGAUGCUAGUCCUCCAAAUGACAUUUUGUAUGUAAUGCUAUCUUUUUUUCCAGAGAUAUCCCUGAAAAAAAAAAGAAAUUGUUUUGUUUUUCAGUACUCACCUGGUCUUACACCGUGAAGUCAUGUGCUCUGGUAUAAACUGGCUGUGCAGAUAGUGUGCCUUAAAAUGUGAUCAUCUACAGUAGAAAUGAAUUAUUUCCUAAUAUUUCAUACAAAAGAUGUGUUCUCACUUCAUGAAAUUAAUAGUUUCUGCAUGCACUUUACAAGAAUGAUUUGAUCUCAGUUGCAGUUUUUUCUUUGCUUGAAGGUUCCAGUUCUUCGUAAUGAAGAGCUUUUAAGUGUUUUUGAUUAAUGUUAAGGGACAAAAGGAAUUCUUACCUUUUCAUUGUUAACUUGGGUUGUGUUGGGUCUUUGAUAACAGCUAUAUAUUGCAAAAAGAAAUUAAUAAAUUCUUGUUUUAUGAAAACUG
Messenger RNA from Sardina pilchardus (European sardine), 2981 nucleotides. It is a transcript of the gene rnf128a, whose product is annotated as ring finger protein 128a. The transcript has 7 exons. The record is from RefSeq and is a predicted model, not a curated record. The coding region runs from base 168 to 1355 and encodes 395 amino acids. Lineage: Eukaryota; Metazoa; Chordata; Actinopteri; Clupeiformes; Clupeidae.